Molecule: messenger RNA, 3261 nt
Organism: Dipodomys ordii (Ord's kangaroo rat)
Lineage: Eukaryota; Metazoa; Chordata; Mammalia; Rodentia; Heteromyidae
Gene: Pop1
Product: processing of precursor 1, ribonuclease P/MRP subunit (S. cerevisiae)
Exons: 16
Coding region: 44-2959 (971 amino acids)
Biological process (GO): tRNA 5'-leader removal
Cellular component (GO): nucleolar ribonuclease P complex; ribonuclease MRP complex
Source: RefSeq, a predicted model, not a curated record
GCACAGGCUUGUCAUUCUGACCCUAGGAACCCUCAGGACAGAAAUGUCUACUGCAAAGGAAAGAAAACAUGCUAAGAAAAUGAGAAACCAGCCCACCAACGUCACUCUGUCCUCUGGCUUUGUGGCACAGAGAGAUGUAAAGCACCAUAAUGGAGGGGGCAGACCUUUCCAAGCUCAGCAACAAGAGUCUCAUUCUGGAAGUUCAAGACAGCGACAAACUAAGAUGACCCCCCAUUUGCUUCCUGAGCCUGAUAUGAAUGAGCAGUCUUCCUCUAAAGUUAUGUUUAAGAAAAAGGGAGGCUGGAAAGCAAGUCUGGAGGGCACCUCUCAGGAAAUUCCCAAGUAUAUAACCGCUUCCACUUUUGCUCAAGCGCGGGCUGCUGAAAUCAGUGCCAUGGUAAAAGCUGUGACCCAGAAGUCUUCUAACUCACUGGUGUUCCAGACUCUACCUCGGCACAUGCGGCGGAGAGCUAUGAGCCACAAUGUCAAACGUCUUCCCAGACGGUUACGAGAGAUGGCCCAGAAGGAGUUGUCCAAUUUACUGAAAGUGAUCAAAGUUGUGGUGGCAGAGUCUGUUUUGGGAAUCAUUUUGCCCCAUGUAGAUUCUAAGGAGUUUAAUUGUGUUUCCUCUCUGCAGGAUUUAUCCUACUACUGUUGUCUGGAGUUGAAGGGCAAAGAGGAAGAAAUACUAAAGGCACUUUCUCAGAUGUGUAGCAUAGAUACAGGAUUGACAUUUGCUGCAGUUCACUGCUUGUCUGGAAGGCGCCAAGGGAGCCUCAUGCUUUACCGUGCAAAUAAAUACCCUGGAGGAAUGCUCGGGCCUGUUACAUUUAUUUGGAAUUCUGCGAGGGUCCCUGCUGAUCUGUGUGAGAGCAGGCAGCUCUGGAUCUGGCUUCAUCCAACUCUUAAACAGGAUAUAUUAGAGGAGAUAAAAACAGUGUGCCUGUGUUCAGAAGCCAUCCAAUCAAAUAUCUGCAUCCCUGACCCACUUCUAACACCAUCCCUCGAGAAAAGCCAAUCUGAACUGGCUGAUAAGAAAAGUGGCAAGAAAAGAAAAAGGAAAGAUGAUGAAGAAAAUUUGAAAUCAAUUAAAAAAAUUAUUGGUGAUGGAACUAGAGAUCCCUGCCAACCAUGUUCUUGGAUCUCUCCAGCCACUGGCAUCAUAAUCAGUGAUUUGACGAUGGAGAUGAACAGAUUCCGGCUGAUUGGUCCCCUUUCUCACUCCAUCCUAACUGAGGCUCUCAAAGCUGCUUCUGUACACACUGAGGAAGAGGACACAGGGAAGACACCCCACAGCUGGUGGGUAGACACCUGUAAGAACCCUGAUAGCGUUUCCCUUCAUCGAAGACAAGAAGCUGUGUUUGAAUUAUUAGGAGGGGUAACAUCGCCAGCAGAAAUUCCUGCAGGUACUAUUCUGGGCCUGACGGUGGGGGAUCCUCGAAUAAACUUGCCUCAAAAGUGGUCCAAAGCUUUGUCCAACCCAGAAAAAUGCCAAGAUAAUGAGAAGGUGAGACAGCUGUUUCUGGAGGGUGUGCCUGUGGAAUGUGCCCAUAGCUUUAUCUGGAAUCAGGACAUCUGUAAGAGUGCCACAGAGAAUAAAAUCUCCGACCAGGAUUUAAACCGGAUGAGAAGUGAGUUGCUGGUACCUGGGUCACAGCUUGUUUUAGGUCCCCAUGAAUCCAAGAUCCCUAUACUUUUGAUUCAUCAGCCAGGAAAAGUGACGGGUGAAGACCGGCUGGGCUGGGGAAGUGGCUGGGACAUCCUGCUUCCGAAGGGCUGGGGCAUGGCUUUCUGGAUUCCAUUCAUCUAUCGAGGUGCCAGAGUUGGAGGGCUGAAAGAGGCCAUGGUGCAUUCACAGUAUAAAAGUUUGCCUAACAUCCCAGGAGAUUUUCCAGACUGCCCUGCUGGCGUUCUGCAUGCUGAAGAGCAAGCUAAGAGUUUUCUUGAAAAGUACAAAAGACGCCCUCCUGCCAAACGUGCCAACUAUGUUAAGCUUGGCACACUGGCACCUUUCCAGUGUCCCUGGGAACAGUUGACUCAGGACUGGGAGUCCAAAGUCCAGGCCCGAGACACAUCUCCUGGAGCUCUCAGUAGAGAGGCGGGUGAUGCAAGAAGACUCGGGGAGCCUCACGCUGCCACGCCUGAGCAAGCUCCGCAGCUCUCAGAUGAAGCAGGCUCAUCCACACGUGACCACAGGGAGCCAGAGACCAUGGACACUGAGUGUCAGGACCAGGGAGUGGGGGAAAAGGUUCCAGACCAGAGUCCUGGCGAGAACCACACCGCUGCCAUCAAUAGUCAACUCUGUGUGCUUAGGAGUAGAAAAUUACUGAAGCAACUGUCAGCCUGGUGUGGGCCCAGCUCUGCGAACAGCCGGGCAGCCCAGUGGGCUCCUGGCAGAAGCCAGCGAGAACUGAGCAGAGAGGCUUGCCUGUCUGUCCUGGACCUCUUCCCCAGGGCCCUGGUAUGGGUCCACCUGUCCCUCCUCCAGAAAGGCAGCCCAGAGCCACACACCAUGAUCUGUGUCCCAGCCGAGGAAGACUUGCUUCAGCUCAGGCAGGAUCGCCACUACUGUGGGCCCCAGGAGCCCAGACACAACGAUCCAUUCAAGAGGAAGAUUGUAAAGCAAAAGGAGAAGAAGAAAAUAGUGAGGAGGCAGGACGGAGGACUCGCUCCUGCCGACGUUGUGGAGGCCCCUGUGCAGGAGGAGGCUCUGACGUUGGGCUUGUGGUCAGGCCCCCUCCCAGGUGUGAUUUCACACUGUUCCAGGGUUCUCCUUGGCUUCGUCACUCAGGGAGAUUUUUCCAUGGCUGUUGGCCAUGGAGAAGCCCUGGGCUUUGUGAGCGUGACAGGCUUGCUAGAUACGCUGUGCAGCCAGCCACCAGCCACAAGGGGCCUGGUGCUGCUCAGGCCGCCUGGCUCUCUGCAGUACCGAUUUGCAAGAAUUACCAUCGAGGUGUGACUGGUUCACUGCUUGUGAACACUGAUCAGUCGAUCGAUGGAUGGAUAGUAGCUCUGUUUGCCAAGUCACAGUGGGAGAGUCUGCCUUCCCUUCAAUUUCAAAAUAUCAUGUGUCGUUCCUUAGAAAUAAGAAUAAAAAAGCACACUUUAUGCAAACAAUGAAAUGUUUAUACUGUUUCAAUCAUCUCAUUUGUUUCCAUCUUUCCUUGGCCUUGUUGUAGCGCUGUAAAAUUGUUUGGCAGGUAUAGCCAGAUGCUUUUAUGAUCUCUUGGUUUUGCUGAACAGUAUCAGAGACUCUAUCAC